AUGGCUAACACAAUCCUCGACCUGUUUUACUCUCUGUCCAACUGCCUCUUUUGUUUUCCGGGCACGCCGCAGUUGAAAAUCAAUAACCGGAGCUUUCGUAUGCUAAGAUUACUGGGCGAGGGCGGUUUCUCCUACGUCUAUCUCGUCCAAGAUACUGCCGAUUCCUCCAUAUACGCCCUCAAGAAGAUUAGAUGUCCGUUUGGGCAGGAGUCUGUCUCACAGGCACUGAAAGAAGUCGAGGCAUAUACCCUGUUCUCACCACAUCCCCAUAUCAUUCAGAGCAUCGACCAUGCUGUUCAAACCGACAAAAACACUGCUGUUUCCGGGAUCGGUAACGACGGAAGCGGAGGUGGCGCCAGCAAGACAGUGUACAUCCUACUUCCCUACUAUCGCCGAGGAAAUCUCCAGGACAUGAUCAAUGCCAAUUUGGUUAACCAUACCCGCUUCGGCGAGCGCAGACUGAUGCAAUUAAUGCUGGGAGUGUGUAAAGCCCUGAAAGCUAUGCACCAAUACACAAUUCGCAACAAUCAGUCACGAAAUGCUGCACAGGCUAUUCGUAACGAAGCCGCCAAUGAGGAUGCUGAUGCCGCACGCCGGAAAGCUCGUGGUCCUACUCGUGCCAUGACGGCAAACCAGACACAUCAGGAAGAACUAGGAGAUGAGCAGGAACAGCCUCUGAUGCCCGAAAAUGAAGUUACUCGCGCACAGGAGGGUAAGUCCCCGGGCGACGAGCGUGCCUAUGCACACCGAGACAUCAAGCCGGGCAACAUCAUGAUCGACGACGAUGGACGCAUGCCCAUCCUCAUGGACUUGGGCAGUCUGGCCCCGUCACCAAUACCCAUUACGAGUCGAAGUCAAGCAAUCGCGGUGCAAGACACCGCUGCUGAGCACUGCACCAUGCCAUACCGAGCCCCGGAACUCUUCGACGUGAAAACAGGCAGUGUCAUCGACACAAAGGUCGAUAUAUGGUCCUUGGGAUGUACCAUGUAUGCCUGCUUAGUAGGCAAAUCGCCAUUCGAGGCACGCUCGGAUGAAACUGGUGGAAGUUUGUCCAUCUGUGUUUUGGGUGGUGACUGGCGAUGGCCUGGUGAAGGCAACGCGACCAAGGGCAAAGACCGAGCUCACCCACCGUCACGGUCUGGCACGCAAGUGAAUGGCGACUUGAACCCCACAGGGGGAGCAACAGCAGCAAAUCCUUCGGCCGAAAGGGUUUACCCUCACGCUGCCGCGAGGGAAGUCGUGCGCCGUUGCCUACAGGUCGAACCUGCCGACCGCCCCGAUGUGGAUGAAUUAAUGACCUUGAUUGACACAUGUUUGAGCGAACUACCAGAAGACGACGAAGGUGGACCCAUCAAUGACAUGGUCUAG
This is a messenger RNA of Exophiala bonariae, 1368 nucleotides long. RefSeq lists its product as uncharacterized. Gene Ontology annotation, biological process: regulation of vacuole fusion, non-autophagic; protein phosphorylation; vacuolar protein processing. Bases 1 to 1368 code for a protein of 455 amino acids. Gene Ontology annotation, molecular function: ATP binding; protein serine/threonine kinase activity. The record is from RefSeq and is a predicted model, not a curated record. The transcript has 2 exons. Lineage: Eukaryota; Fungi; Ascomycota; Eurotiomycetes; Chaetothyriales; Herpotrichiellaceae. Gene Ontology annotation, cellular component: Golgi apparatus; cytoplasm.